This is a messenger RNA of Sitodiplosis mosellana (orange wheat blossom midge), 4351 nucleotides long. RefSeq lists its product as uncharacterized. Gene Ontology annotation, biological process: sodium ion transmembrane transport. NCBI's taxonomy places the organism in Eukaryota, Metazoa, Arthropoda, Insecta, Diptera, Cecidomyiidae. The transcript is spliced from 12 exons. Gene Ontology annotation, cellular component: membrane. Bases 354 to 4040 code for a protein of 1228 amino acids. The record is from RefSeq and is a predicted model, not a curated record. Gene Ontology annotation, molecular function: ligand-gated sodium channel activity.
GACUUGCACCGAACAGGUGAUCUCCUUGUUACUAAGUUCUUUGCCUCAUAUUGGUCAUCAAUUUUCGCGUUUUUGCCAUGUUGGGUGACUAUUUUGUUGAUGACUCAAUUGGCGUUUUUUUUUCAAGAAUGGUCGAUUAAAUAAUAAGGGUGUUAAAAGGUAAUGUUAUUGAUUCUUAAAAGUGAGUCCCGCAAUUAUGUGUUCCACUGUGUAAUGAUAGGAAAAGGAGUCAAAGGAGAUCUGAAAGAAGAGGGCGAGAUGAAUUUCGACUUUGACUUCUUUUGUCUAUCGUUGACCUAUGAAUUACUUUUAAAGGGGACAUUGAUACACCUAUAUGCGGCACAUCGAAGAUCAUGUGCUACAAUGCAGCCGAGGGUAAAUUGAUGAAGAAACAUUUUGCUGAAGGCACCAGAGAUAUUGCUGAUGUCAGUGGAGGGUGUGACUGUUUGCCGGCGUGCACAUCGAUAACAUAUGAUGCGGAGACCACCCAGUCGAAAUACAAUUGGGACGAUGAAUUUGAAGCACUAACACAACAACCUAAAACUUUGUUUAACUUAUCCGAAAAGGUUGUAAAAGACAGUCGUCUAUUCAUAUUCUUCAAGCAGCGACAAUUUAUUGCAUUGAAACAAUCUGAAUACUAUAGUACCAUUGGAUUUUUGGCCAACUGUGGUGGUUUACUGAGUUUGUUCAUGGGAAUAUCAUUCAUGAGUAUCAUUGAGAUUAUUUACUAUUCGACACUUCGAUUGGGCUAUGCACUGUGUAUACGCAAAAUGCACAUGAGAAAAAAAGUUGUAUCCAUUUUGAAGAAUAUUCCCAAAAUCACAAUUAUCAAACCAGCAGAAGAGCCUUCAAAUACCACAAGCAACGAUUUAAAACGGAGCAACGCAUCCAAUAUAACAUCAGCAACUGGUUUUCACCAGAAGAUUAAGUGUGUGUUCAGAGAGUUUUUGUCAAACAGCACCAUCCAUGGUAUGCGGUAUUUUUCGGAGCCAAGUCGUCAUUGGGCCGAAAGAAUUUGGUGGAUGAUUUCGUUCGCAUUGUUGAUAUACUUUUGCGCAAAUAUGAUACAAAAAGUGUGGAUGAAAUGGGACGAGAAUCCAGUAAUUGUCACAUUUGCCGAUAAGAUGACUCCAAUAUCGAAAAUUUCGUUCCCGACAGUGACAAUUUGUCCAGAAAUCAAAAUUCAAUUUGAAAAAUUAGACUUCAAGAACACUUACUACAUGCUCACACACAACGAAACUAUUUCAAAAGAAAGGCUUACGCGAAUGAUGGCUGCGUUGCAAAUUUGUGAUAUGUUGUAUUUCGAAAACAUGAGGCAGAAUUUUACGGACGAUAGCGUUUUGGAUACAAUAAAAGACAUCGCCCUACCUCUCGAUAGUACCGUAUCAACCUGCAAAUGGCGUAAUCGAAAUUGUAGUUGCAACAGACUCUAUCAGCCCGUUUUGACGGACGAAGGACUUUGCUAUACAUUUAAUGCUCUCAAUUCAAGGGAUAUUUACACAAAGAAAAUGGCACCGAACUUGAUGACUUUCGAAGACAAGACAAGUGCAAGACUCGAAGAAGGUUAUGAUGACAUCAACGAGAAUAAAAACCAGUUCUAUCCAUACCGAGUCAAUGGUGCAGGCCCAAGAACUGGAUUAACUACGGAAUUGAAGCUAUACGACCGUGAUUUAGAUGUUUUGUGUCGUGGAUCCGUGCACGGUUUCAGAAUUCUCCUUCAUUCUGCGGCAGAAGUACCUCAAGUUUCAACAUACUAUUUUCACUUGCCACUCGAACAAGAAAUUUCAGUAUCCGUCAAACCACAAAUAAUCACAACUUCAGUCGAUCUGCAGCGUUACAAACCGCAUCAGCGUCAGUGCUUUUUCGGGUCAGAGCGGCAGUUACGAUUUUUCAAAGUAUAUACUCAGCGCAAUUGUGAACUAGAGUGUCACACGAAUUUCACAAAAAGCGAAUGCGGUUGCGUUAAAUUCUCAAUGCCAAGAGAUAAAAAUACUUCAAUCUGUGGAAUUGGUGAAGAUAUCAUCGGAUGCUUGAUGGACGCUGAAGAGAAAUUCUUUGAAAAAGAUUUCAAUGAUGACUUGGCUAAAGAACAAACUACUUUGACCGGCUGCAAUUGUUUACCUGCAUGUAAUUCAAUCGAUUAUAACGUGGAAAUUUCACAAAAUGAAUUCAGCAAGACAAAUUUAACGCAAAAUGGAAUGUCCAUCGAGUCAUUUCAACCGUCCCGUUUGACAAUUUUCUACGAGAAUCAUCAAUUUAUGGCAUUGCAACGAUCAGAACUCUACGGUAGAACUGACUUCCUCGCCAAUUGCGGAGGAAUAUUGGGUCUCAUUUUUGGAGCUUCUCUAUUGAGCAUCAUCGAGAUUUUCUAUUAUUUUACACUUCGCCUGGGCUGCUCUCUUUCGUCUCGUAUGUCACAGCACGAGACUUAUGUAAGAAAUAUGGCGGUUGCGACAGCGGAAAAGCGCGCAGUUUUGUCUCGUUUCCAUUUCGUUCUUGGAGAAAUUUCGGAUUUCCUUGUGGAUAGUUCUGUUCAUGGUGUUCGGUAUUUUACUGAAAAAGGACGCCAUCGGACUGAAAGAAUUUUCUGGGCGAUCUCUGUUGGUAUAUCUCUGGUGCUGUGUGUAAAUUUUAUUCAAGGUGUUUAUAUCAAAUGGCAAUCGAGCCCGGUUAUUGUGACUUUUUCGGAAAAAGCGACGUCAGUUUCGUCGAUCCCAUUUCCCGCUGUAACUAUUUGCCCAGAAACCAAAUCUCAUACGAACGAACUCAACUUCACCAAAGUCUAUAAUAUGAUCGCAGAUGGAAAGAAAGACCAAGUGCCAACAGAACAAAUCGUACGAAUGAAGGCGAUAUAUCAACUAUGCGAUGACAACUUUAUCGAAUCAUUUGGUGAGAAUUUCACAAAUAAGAUGUUUCUCGACAUUGGUCAAACUCAUGUGUCUCACUGUCGUUGGCAUAAUGAUGAAACAGAAUGUGAGUCCCUUUUCCAAAUGAAUCUGGUCGAAGAUGGUCUCUGCUACACAUUCAACGCUCUUGAUUCGCGACAGAUUUACACUGAAGCAGUUGUGCCUGAUAUGAUGACCAUGACGAACAAUCCGUCGGUCAAACAUUGGAAUAUAGAAGACGGUUACGAAAACGUUGAUAGUGAUUACAACACAACAUAUCCGUAUCGAGUGUUUGGCUCUGGAUCCAACGCAGGUUUAUUCACUUUACUUCAUCUCAAUGAUAACGCUCUGGAUUUUCUCUGUCGUGGGCCAAUUCAGGGCUCCAAGAUAUUUUUGCACCAUCCAGGGGAAGUACCACAACUAUCGCUACGUUACUUCCGCGUUCCAAUAUUACACGAUGUCAUGAUAGCAGUGAAACCGCAAAUGAUUAUCACCGCAGAGUCCCUACGAUCUUAUAGCCCUACUGAACGCCAAUGUUAUUUCAAUGGCGAACAUCAAUUGAAAUACUUCAAAAUGUACACGCAACACAAUUGCGAAAUGGAAUGUCUGGCCAACUAUACCAGAAAACAUUGCGGUUGCGUCAAAUUUUCAAUGCCAAGAGACAAUGAUACUCGAGUUUGUGGUUCUGACAAAAUACAGUGUUGCAAUAAAGCCGAGAACGCAUUUCUAGAAAGACACUUAUCCGGUGAUUCAAAUGAUAGAGAUUCCGAAGCCUGCAAUUGUUUAUCAGCCUGCGUUUUGAUCAAUUACGAUGCAGAAAUUAUUCAAACGGAUUUUGAUAAGGCCGAUUCAAUCAUAGCACAAAAAUAUGAUGCGUCAUCAGAUGAUUUAGUUGGCGCGCAACCCGCUCGGUUAUCAGUCUUCUUCAAGGAGCAUCGAUUUGUUGCUAUACAACGAUCCGAACUGUAUGGUUAUACUGACUUCUUUGCCAAUUGCGGUGGGCUACUUGGUCUCUUCUUGGGAGCGUCUGUGCUGAGCGUUAUUGAGUGUAUUUACCAUUUCACACUUCGCUUGGGCUGUUCACGUCACCUUGAACGAAAACGUACACUAAAGGAGAUGGUGUUGACGGCCGAAAAAAAUGAACCAUCAAUUUAGUCAAAUUAAACUUGAGUUAACUUCGAAUCGUCAAGUGCUAGGGGCUAGGAUCUAUAUAAAAUCAUAUUUACAUAAUUUUCUGACAAAAUCAAAUUUAUUGCAAAAAAAGAGGUGGCCGAAAACGUUUUGGAGUGACUGUAUGCAAUUUAUAUGAAAUAUACGCAAUAUCCACAAAAUAUCUAAAUUGGUAUUGAAAAUAAGUAAAUACGUAUAUCGCGAAUAUUUUGCGGAUAUUGAGGUAACUCCCAAAUAGAAAAUGACAAUUCGAGGCCAAAAUACAGAAAAAUUGUCACUUUUCUUCAGGAGGUACC